AUGUCGGACGUUCAGGAACGCCUCAAGAAGCUCGGUGCCUCCGCGCGUAUCGGUACGUUUGCCGGCAAGGGCACUCCCCGCCGCAAGAUGAAGCGUGCGCCCGCGCGCUCCGCCGCCGACGACAAGAAGCUCCAGGCUGCCCUGAAGAAGCUCAACGUCCAGCCCAUCCAGGCCAUUGAGGAGGUCAACAUGUUCAAGUCUGACGGCAACGUCAUCCACUUUGCUGCUCCCAAGGUCCACGCUGCCGUCCCCGCCAACACCUUCGCCAUCUACGGCAACGGUGAGGACAAGGAGCUCACCGAGCUUGUCCCCGGCAUCCUCAACCAGCUCGGCCCCGACUCCCUCGCCUCGCUCCGCAAGCUCGCUGAGAGCUACCAGAACAUGCAGAAGGAGGGCAAGGACGGUGAGGAGGACGACAUUCCCGACCUGGUCGAGGGUGAGAACUUUGAGAGCAAGGUCGAGUAA
Messenger RNA from Colletotrichum acutatum, 465 nucleotides. Its product is annotated as nascent polypeptide-associated complex subunit beta. The record is from RefSeq and is a predicted model, not a curated record. NCBI's taxonomy places the organism in Eukaryota, Fungi, Ascomycota, Sordariomycetes, Glomerellales, Glomerellaceae. Gene Ontology annotation, cellular component: cytosol; nascent polypeptide-associated complex. The transcript has 3 exons. Bases 1 to 465 code for a protein of 154 amino acids.